Molecule: messenger RNA, 7255 nt
Organism: Mauremys reevesii (Reeves's turtle)
Lineage: Eukaryota; Metazoa; Chordata; Testudines; Geoemydidae
Gene: MCOLN1
Product: mucolipin TRP cation channel 1
Exons: 14
Coding region: 65-1789 (574 amino acids)
Cellular component (GO): lysosomal membrane; plasma membrane
Molecular function (GO): NAADP-sensitive calcium-release channel activity
Source: RefSeq, a predicted model, not a curated record
CGGGCUGCGCGCUGUCUCUUCCGGUCGGACAGCUGAGAGGCUCCGGGCUGGCGCUGGCCGCGCCAUGUCCGCUCCCUGCCGCCUGCACAGCCCGCCCGCAGAGACACAGAGGCUGCUGACCCCUGUGAAUAGCUAUGGGUCUCAAGACGGGGGGGCCAGGCCGGGCGUGGGCUCCACUUCCCUCCUGCCUGAGGAGGAAGACUUGCGCAGGCGCCUCAAGUACUUCUUCAUGAGUCCAUGUGACAAGUUCCGCGCCAAAGGCCGCAAACCCUUCAAGUUGGUGCUGCAGAUCAUCAAGAUCAUCAUUGUCACCAUCCAGCUCAUCCUCUUUGGGCUCAGCAAUCAGAUGGUGGUGACGUUCAAGGAGGAGAACACCAUUGCUUUCAAACAUCUGUUUCUGAAGGACUAUGUGGAUGGGUCGGAGGACACAUACGCUGUCUAUACGCAGAGGGACCUCUACGAUCACAUGUUCUACGCCGUGGAGAAGUACCUGGCCAUUCCUAACGAGACAAUCGGGCGCUACGCCUACGUGCAUGGGGAGUGCAGCGGGAACCAGUCGGCCCUCAUGCUGUGCCAGCAGUACUAUCGCAAAGGGCAGAUCGACCCUGCCAAUGACACUUUCAACAUCGACCCCAAGAUCAUCACAGACUGCCUGGGUGUGGACCCCAUGGAGAGGAUGCCCUGGCCCCUGCAGCCCCACCCCAGCUACCGGAACGUCACGCUCAAGUUUCACAAGCUCAUUAACGUCACCAUCCAGUUUAAACUGAAGGCCAUCAACAUCCAGACGAUCAUUAACAAUGAGAUCCCAGACUGCUACACCUUCACCAUCACUAUCACGUUUGACAACAAGGCUCACAGUGGCCGGGUGAAGAUCAGCCUGGACAACAAAGCUGACAUUAAAGAGUGCAAGGACCCCAGCAUCUAUGGCCGAGGAGACAACACCUUCCGCAUGUUCUUCGACGUGGCUGUGAUCCUUGUUUGUGUGCUGUCCUUCAUCCUGUGUGCCCGCUCCAUCAUCCGGGGCUUGAUACUGCAGCAUGAGUUGGGCCAUUUCUUUCAGAGACGUUACAACCAGGACGUCUGCCUGUCAGACCGCAUGGAGUUUGUGAAUGGCUGGUAUAUCCUGCUGGUGGUGAGUGAUGUCCUGACAGUGUCCGGGACCAUCAUGAAGAUCGGAAUUGAGUCAAAGAACUUUGCCAGCUAUGACGUGUGCAGCAUCCUUCUGGGCACCUCCACUCUCCUGGUCUGGGUCGGGGUCAUCCGCUACCUCAGCUUCUUCCAGAAAUACAAUAUUCUCAUAGUGACCAUGAGGGUCGCCCUCCCCAACGUGAUCCGCUUCUGCUGCUGUGUUGCUGUCAUUUACCUGGGCUACUGCUUCUGCGGGUGGAUCGUACUGGGCCCAUACCAUGUCAAGUUCCGCACCCUCUCCAUGGUGUCCGAAUGCCUCUUCUCCCUCAUCAACGGGGAUGAUAUGUUCGUGACCUUUGCUGAGAUGCAACAGAACAGCUACCUGGUGUGGCUCUUCAGCCAGCUCUACCUCUAUACCUUCAUCAGUCUCUUCAUCUACAUGGUGCUCAGCCUCUUCAUUGCACUCAUCACCGGCUCCUAUGAGACCAUCAAGCACCAAUGUGAGGGAGAUGUGCCCAUCACACAGCUCCACAUGUAUAUUGCCGAAUGCAAAGACAGCCCAAGGUCUGGCAAGUUCCGCCGUGAGAGCAGCUCCUCCUGCUCGGUUUUCUGCUGCUGCGAGCGGGCUCCACUGCAAGACAACACACUGGUGGUGAAUUGACAACGCAGCUGCGGGAGAGCCUGAUCUGUGUACCUGUGCGGGAGAGCGCUGUCUGCUGUACUGCUGGGGAACUGAGCCUGUACAUGGAACUGCCUGGAGGGGAUUGGUCAUGGGGACAGUCCCAGCCCUGCGACCGCAUCCACUGGCAGCUGCCUCCCUGGCUGGACUCCAAGGACUAGUAGCAGGAGUGGGGCUGUGUGGCCCCCAAGCAGAGACAUGGGUGAGCUCUGUCCACCAAGAUGAACCCUGGAUCUGCUGAGUCAGCGCUUAGCCUAUAGCACUAGCUGGGCUCUGCUCAGUGUGUGCUGGCCACAUGGGCUGGAACCUUGGGCCACAGCUUUUAUGUAGCACCCUUUUUUAUUUACCUUCUGGCUUUUACCAGGCUGUGUGAUCCGGGAGGGGGGAGGAAAAGGGCUGAGGACCCCCCUUUGUCACCGCCUUGGGUUGGAGGGGGGAGGGGAAAUGGUGUGGUUCUUCACAUGGAGCCAUGCAAAAAUGGAACCUGAAUGAGAUGAGCACUGCAGUGAUGCCAGCACUCCUGUCCCAUGGCAGUGCCAUCCCUCAGCAGAACCCUCCCUUGUCCCUUGCAGCCUGGGUCCCAGCAGAGACUGCUGAGUUUAUGUAGCGGAAGGAGUUCCCCUGAUGGAGCCCUUCCUCCCUUAGGCAGGGGAAGCCCAGCUUUGCAGUGGGCUAGGAGAGUUCGGGAAAGAUACUGCUGUCCAGACCUUGUUGCUGCUCUUGACCCCCCCCCCCCCAGUUGGGAACUGGUGCCAUCCCAGGGCUGUGUUCUGGGUACUCUGUCAUUCUGCAUCUUGCCUUUUCCAGUCUCCGCUCUCUUCUGACUGCUGGCCUGUCUGCUGCAGAGAUGCCCCACUGAGGGCAUCACUGAGUUGCACUGUGCUGGGUGCUGUUGGCAGCCUGGACACUUGAUAGGCUGGGUUUAGUUUUUGAAGGUGUUUUUAAAAUGUUUUCAAGCUGCCUCUUCUCCCCCCCCCCCCCGCCCCCAAAUGCCAUGCCUGGGGGGGAGGUGGGGAGGGGAGGGCUGGGCCUUUCCUGCUGCCUCAGGAUGUUUAAAAAAGCCUUUUGGGCCUUUAUCUUUUGUCUACAUUUGUUAACUUUAGAAACAGUCUGCUCUCCCCUGUUCCUACUGGAGGUCUCCUUGGAGGAACAGAGAGUUGGGAGGGGGGUAUGGCUUCUGCCUGCUGAUGAGGGAGGGCAUGCUGGGCUGGGGCCUUGCACAGACCUCUUCCACCUUGAAUGUCUGGCAAAGCCUUGGCCUGGUCUACACGGGGGCGGGGGGGGGGGGGGAAUAUCUAUCUAAGAUAUGCAACUUCAUCUAUGAGAAUAGUGUAGCUGAAGUAGAUGUACCUUAGAUCGACUUAGAAUCACUUACUUCGCAUCCUUGCGGUGCGGGAUCGACAGCCACCGUCGACUCCAUUUCCACCUCUCGCCUUGGUGGAGUUCCAGAGUCGACAGGGAGCGCAUUCGGGGAUCUAUGUAUCGCGUCUAGAGGAGAUGCGAUAGAUCGAUCACUACCCGCUGAUCCGGCAGGUAGUGUAGAUGUACCCUAGGGUUCUGCACCAAUCCCUUCCUUUCCCAAGGGCUGUGGCUCUUGCUCUCUGAUGUCACAAUUCUGCUAUACCCCAAGCCCUUCAGAAUCCUCCAGUGCAGAGAAGAGGGGAGCCCUGGUUUCUGAUGGAAAUGCAUGUGGGAAAGGACAGGUUCUUUCCGUGCCAGCAGCAGCAUAGCCCCAGGGCCCUUUUCUAGUCACCUUGCAGUUUUAAUACUUUUUAAAUCAUGUGUUUUUUAGGACUCACUGCCUCUCCUGUGCGUUGUUUGCAGCCAGGCAGUAGUGUGUGUGCUGAGAAUGGCUGCUGGCUAAGCCUCUGUGGGGUCAGAUCCUUCCCCUUGGGCCUUAGAGGGGUGUGGCCAGCAUCCACAACCAGGGAAUAACUCUGAAUCCUCAAGGUCUUGGCCUGCUCUUUGUUCUAAAUCCCUCUCACAUUGCCAGGGUCUCUAACAUCCCCACAAGUGGCAGCAGAACCUGCCUCCCCUGCACACAGCCUCUCCACUCUGUUUGGCUUGUGCUGUUGCUGGUGAGCACCUGGGCCAGGCAGUGCAGCUGCCCCUCCCCAGAGGGCUGGCAAACAAAGGAAAGUGGACUAGGAGACCUCCCUUCCCCACCCACUCUCUGGGGUGCAGCCAGCUCUGGUGUGAAGACCCCUAACAGCUGCAGGUACAAAACAGGCAGAUGGAAAGGUGCAAUAUGAAGGAGAUGGCAGUGGUGGUGAUGUGUAGUGCACACAUAGUUACAUGCUGUAGUGAAAAGUGGGACGUGUCCACACUGGGUGUAGCUACACAUCAGUGAAAGGCUAUGAUGGGGGAGGCCAAGCCUUUCCCUGCAGCUGGAGACUUUCCCUGCAGUGGAGGAAUGGCAACAGCAGCAGGACAUUACCCUGCUAAAAAUAGCCAUGUAGCUAGAGAGGCACAGCUUGGGUGAGUAGAGCUGUGUGGGCUGUCUAUCCGAGUACAUAUCCACCCCCUUCAGGUGUGUCUUUACCCACCUAAGCCUUGCCUCACAGUCGGCACUGUUUAUAGCCACGUGAAGGGGGCUACACGCUGCUGAGCGAUUGGGGCAACGUCGACAUACCUUUAAUGGUUUUAAGCAGCCUCUGUUCCUUUAAGGCCAUGUAGCUAAAAGCACAGUCGGGGGAGUUUGUGCCUCUGGUACCCAGAGAGAGCCCCCAUAAUCUAUAGCUGGGCACAGGGACCAGAUCUCCUUAGGCUUAGUGCCCCCCAUCUCCCCUGCAGCAUUGUUCAGCUUGUGCUCCAGGCCCUGGCUGCCUGUUAUCGGUGCCAGAAAGUCAGGUCUGCCACCUGCCUUUUGCACUGGGCACUCACUGGCCUGCUGUGCGGAGAAUGAGCUAUGGGCCAGCCCUCCACUCCCAGCACCAAAUGGAGCUUGUGUCCUAUACAGACUGGGAAGGCCCCCAGGGCUGGGUGUGCUGGAGCCCAACAGGAGUACCUGUGAAACGGGGGGUGGACAAAUUGGUAGCAUCUGGGCUGUCUUGGGACAGACUUGGCAGCAUCCUGCCUCCACCUCCAGUGAAAUCACAGGCCUAUCCACCACACUGAAUUCACUUACAGCCUGGAACGCUGCAGGAAAGGGUUUCCAGCAGGGUCAGGGCUGUGGGAUGGCAGCAGCACUAGAAGUAUUUAAAUCUUCCUCUGGCAGAGCCCCCCCACUUAGGAAGCUGGCACCUCAGGCUUUGGAGGGUGUUGGUGUUGGGGUCAGUGUAGCCCUGCUUUGGAACUGGCCUGCAGCCCCUCUCCCUGCUCAGGGCUGUUAGUGCUGGUGAUGUCAGUAGUACCUGCUGAAUGCCCAAUAUGAAUCCCCAUGAAGAUGAGUGUGGCUCGGAGCCAGCCCUGGUGUUGGUAGUUCAGAUUGUGUCUGUCAACGAAUUGUGCUUCAAUCAGACUGUUGCCCAAACCCUGGUCAGCUCACACUGCAGCAGGCAGCUGGUUUCUUAGAGGCCUCCCUGCCUGUUGGCUUCUCCCAGCAAUGCCAUUUGUGCAGCAUCUCAAGUGGCUUCCCCUCCCCACUUGCUUAGGGUGCGGCGCUCUUCCUAUUGACUGGCAGGAGGCCGAGUGGCUUGUACAUGUUUUGUUUGGCUUGGAGCAUUGCCACCUGUGCUCAGCUCCUGGUGUCCCAGGGUUGCAGUGGCUCUGUCCACACUCUGUGAAAACCCUGCACUCUGGACUGUGGGUGCUAGACCCAGGCUGCAUGGAAGAAAAGGUAAGAGGGGUCUCAGGGCUGGGCCUCCUUUCCCAUGGGUGUGCGCUGACCAUUGCUGCUCUGUUGGGAGCAGAGUUAAACUGACAGGAGCACUUUUGAACAGCUCCACUGGCCCUUCCACUAGGGUGUCUAUUCCCCCCUGCUGAAGGGCCUGGUGCACAGCUGGCCUAGGCCCUAGCCACUGCUACCUGUAAUCUGUCGUCUCUGUGGCUGGCAGAGGCCUGUGCUGCUGGAGCUGGCUGAAGGGGCUGUUUAUAUUGCUCUGGAUGUGUUGUCUCGUGGGCUGUUGGACAGGACAGGUCAAGGGCAUGUUUUGUAACAACAGAAGCAACUGUUCCCCUCUGGAAGCUGGCACCGUGACAGCUCAGCAUUAUUACUCUCUCUUGGAAAGCUCCACUGAAUACCUGCCUUCUGCAGCCUGUGCUGUCCCUCUGCUGUCUGCAUGGGCCACUGCUGUUGGGGAGGAAGGGGGCCCUGUCUCUUCUAACAAGCUCAUUGCAUUCAGCCCUCUCAGUAGCUCCACAUGGCUGUCUGCCCCCUCAGUGUAAUGGGCUCAUGUGUCAAACCCCUUCACCCCACUCUGUGGCUAGCAUGUGGCCCUGCUAAUAGUGCCAGCAGCUGAGCCUGGGUCUGUUUGUCUGUACAGGAUGCACCUGUCAUAGCCCUGCUGUAGAGCCAGGACUGCUGUGCUGGGGACAAAUUUUUGCCAUGCGUGUCUCCCCUACACCCCCCAAGCACAGGGGCUGUCACUAUCUGCAUUGCUGCUGGGGUGAUGAGCUUAUUACAAGCAUCUUUGUCUUCCCCCAGUACCAACUCAUCAGUGCAAUGAUGAGGCAUCUUUCAGUGCUCCAGCUAUAGAAAAUGAUCUUGGCUGCUGCCUGCCUGUCAGUUCAUGCAGCCCUUUCCUCCAGGGGUUGGCAGCGCUGCUAAUUUGUGACUUUAAUGUGAGCCUUGCAAUAUUUGGUGUGCCUCCCCCCGCCCCCCUUCCUUAAACUCACAGCAUCAUGUGCUGUCAGGGGAAUCUCAGCUUUUGUUUUAAAGAGUUUCUAGCCUUCCUCGUUGUGGAGAAAAAGCCUAAAGGCUCAGAGACCAGCAUGUUUUGUGAAAAACCCUAAGUCAGAACCCUCUUGAUGUGGGGGGACAGACUGAUGAUUUUUGAAGGUGUAUGUGUGUUGGUGAGGAAGGAGGCCACACUGGGUUGGGAAUGGACCUUUUUCAUUAGUACAUCACUACAAACUCUAUGAAGCUCUAUCACGCACCUAUGUCUUGGAGUGUCACCUACCCCUGACCUUUCACCUGCUUUCCUGGUGACGUGGGACCAGAAUGCUGUCUGUGCCACAGACAUGCACAGGCACACUGGGGGCGCUGUAGAGCUGUCACCACACUACACCCUCAAGCCAGAUACGGCUGUUUGGCAGCUAUUGUAAUGCUGCUGCUGCUACUACUACACUAACUGCCCAGUGCCUGAAGCCUUCAGGUGUGCAAGGAUGCACCUGCCUAUGGACCUCUCUCACUUUUGGCAAGAUGUUUGUUUGGAUUGGGCUGUGAAAGCUAAAGCAGCCCCUGUACUUCUGUUUGUGGCGGUGGGCAACGCUAAGGCUGUGGGAUUGGUGUAAAGAGUGCAGCAGGGUAGUCACUGGCAAUUGAUAAAUAAAGGCAAUCUUGGAGAA